UGCUUCUGGCCGAUCAAGUCGAGAGCGACCGGGGUCUCGUGGAACCCGUGCAGGGGAUCGAGACAGCGAAGGGUGGAUCGAGCAGUCGAUCUUUGCGGGCGGGGUCGGAUCCAUCGCCGACCGGGUCGAUCGACGCACCGCCGCGAGAAGUCAAAGAUAAGAUUUCGACACCCAGACAGAGAGAGACAGAAGCGGACGCGGAGGGUACGCGGAAUUGGGAUAACAAAAUGGAAACAAUAUUUUUAAUCAGCUUUUGCCUCGGCCUAGCGACCGGCCACUUUCGUGGACCACAUCAUCCAAGGAGCAGCGUGUCUCAUCAUCAUUACACACCGGACAGCGACGCAAUCAAAUUGACGCAGGAUGAUGAACUCCUUCAUGACGCAACACAUUUAAAAGAAGAUAUGGGUUCCAUGGCCGAUCAACUUGAUUUUUCGAAGAUGACUGAACAAGAGAUAGAGUUCCAUUAUUUUCAAAUUCACGAUUUCGACAAUAAUACAAAGUUAGACGGAUUAGAAAUUCUUCACGCUCUUCAACAUACGAUGCAUGAAAACGAGGAAGAAGGGAUACAAAAAGCAGAGGAAGAUUGGAUUGUAGUACUAAUAGAUAAAGUGUUAGAAGAGGACGAUUUAAACAACGAUGGAUAUCUAGAAUAUGUCGAAUAUGUGUUGGGCAGACAAAGAGAUCAUGUCGCACAAGACAAACGCAACAAGCUCAGAAUCGGAACAUGAAGAUUUUA
Messenger RNA from Acromyrmex echinatior (Panamanian leafcutter ant), 736 nucleotides. Its product is annotated as multiple coagulation factor deficiency protein 2 homolog. NCBI's taxonomy places the organism in Eukaryota, Metazoa, Arthropoda, Insecta, Hymenoptera, Formicidae. The record is from RefSeq and is a predicted model, not a curated record.